UGGGAGUUUCCUGAAAUAGAGCGAUCAUUGGGUAUAUUUAGCAUGAUUUUCUAGUACGAAUUUCAAUUCGGUCACAAACUUUCUUCUGGGAAAUUGUCGAAAGCCCACAAAAUGGGCCCAAGUGGUUUAGUUUUGAUCGAGUUUUUUCUAAAUCGUUGUUUUGGCGGCAGUGGCGGAACGAAGGAACACUGGAUACGGAUUGCUGCUUAGGAGUUCUUGCAAUGUCUGAAACAGAAUCGAUGUUAGUGGAGGAGGAAGAAAACAAGUCCAAUCCGGCUGGGGAAGCCGCGGAAGCUGCCAUGAACGAAGAGCAGCAAUCAUACUCGUGGCCAGUGAUUCAAUUCAAUUCCCCUCCACAGAGGACUUACCAUUUCUACAACCAAUUUCGGACUGGUCCGAACCCUAACAACUUCUUCAAGGGCGUAAAAUGGUCACCUGAUGGGUCGUGUUUUCUUACGAGCUCUGAGGACAAUAGUCUUCGCAGAUUCAACCUGCCAGAUUACGGCAACGAUGUUUCCGGCAAUGUAGCUGGUGAAGAGGAUUCUUUUACUUCCAACCUUGUUGUGGGUGAAGGGGAGUCGGUCUAUGACUUCUGUUGGUAUCCUUACAUGUCUGCUUCAGACCCUGUUACAUGCGUCUUUGCAAGUACCACACGCGACCAUCCAAUUCAUCUCUGGGAUGCUGCAUCAGGCGAGCUGCGCUGUACAUAUCGAGCUUAUGAUGCCAUGGAUGAAAUUACUGCUGCCUUUUCAAUUUCAUUUAAUCCAGCUGGAACCAAAAUAUUUGCUGGAUACAACAAAUUGGUGAGAAUAUUUGAUUUGCAUCGACCUGGUAGAGAUUUUGGGCAACACUCAACGCUUAAAGGAAAUAAAGAAGGUCAAACAGGCAUCAUAUCGGCAAUUGCCUUUUCUCCUACACAUAAUGGAAUGCUUGCCUUGGGCUCUUAUAGCCAGACCACUGGAAUCUAUAGGGAAGACAAUAUGGAGUUGUUAUAUGUUCUACAUGGGCAAGAAGGUGGAAUUACACAUAUCCAAUUUUCAAGAGAUGGAAAUUAUCUAUACACUGGAGGUCGAAAGGACCCAUAUAUACUUUGCUGGGAUAUUCGCAAAUCUGUAGAUGUUGUAUACAAACUAUACAGAUCAUCUGAACAUACCAACCAACGGAUAUUUUUUGAUAUUGAGCCAUGUGGCCAACAUCUUGGCACAGGUGGUCAGGAUGGUUUUGUUCAUGUAUAUGAUCUUCAAACCGGGCAGUGGGUAACAAGUUUUCAAGCAGCACAAGACACAGUUAAUGGGUUUUCUUUUCAUCCAUAUAUGCCGAUGACUGUCACAUCAUCAGGUCACCGAAGAUUUAUAGGACCUGACAAUGAUGACGCGGAUUUAUGUUUGCGUGGUGAUGAAAACUGUGCUUCUGUUUGGAGUUUUAAUUUUGCUUCGUCGGGAGAUGGUGAUGCUAUCAACACCAAUUGACAGCCAGAAUCCAAGCCAAGGUCUGAAUUAUGUUUUUGUUAAUUGUAUUUGUAGCUUGCAUGAACAAUCUCUUGCAAUUUUGCGAGCGAACUGUACAGCUGCGUAGUUAUCGUAAAACAUUGUGUGUCUGGAGCUGUCUGAUUUUGGGAAGAGGACAUAUUUGUGUUCUACA
Molecule: messenger RNA, 1641 nt
Organism: Cucurbita maxima (winter squash)
Lineage: Eukaryota; Viridiplantae; Streptophyta; Magnoliopsida; Cucurbitales; Cucurbitaceae
Product: telomerase Cajal body protein 1
Exons: 14
Coding region: 222-1469 (415 amino acids)
Molecular function (GO): protein binding
Source: RefSeq, a predicted model, not a curated record